AUGACUACACAGCUCGAGAGACUUCAAACAUUUACAACAUGGCCGCUAGGUUAUCCUGACCCUUUUAUACUCAGUAAACUUGGAUUUUAUUAUACGGGGAAAGCAGACCAGGUUCAGUGUUGCGAAUGCUCUCAAACAAUUGAAAAUUGGCACAGUAAAUCCAAUCCUUUAGUUGAACAUUAUAAAGUAAAUAAUGGGUGUGUAUUUGUUCAAAACUACAAGGAAACUUUAUUUAAUUUCAAAAUCUCAAAAAGCACUGCAAAUCUUUAUGCCAGUACAGAAAAAAGGGUAAGGUCCUAUAGCGUUAACAAUGUGCGUUUGCCGUCAUUUCUCAGUGUUGAGUCUUUAGCUCAUGCAGGGUUUUAUUAUGUUGGACCCGGCGAUAGGGUAAAAUGUCAUAGUUGUUCGGUUAUUUUAAUCGAAUGGGAAUCUAUAGAUAUCCCCAUAGCAGAACAUUAUCGUUGGUCUCCAGACUGUGACUAUAUC
Messenger RNA from Lottia gigantea (owl limpet), 486 nucleotides. RefSeq lists its product as hypothetical. The record is from RefSeq and is a predicted model, not a curated record. Gene Ontology annotation, cellular component: nucleus; cytoplasm; spindle microtubule. The transcript has a single exon. The annotation marks the transcript as partial. Gene Ontology annotation, biological process: regulation of cell cycle. Lineage: Eukaryota; Metazoa; Mollusca; Gastropoda; Lottiidae.